UCCAUCCAUCUCUCUCUCUCUCUAACUUUGCUUAAACCUGAAGACUCUCUUAUUGGUCGAUCUUAAUUUUUGUAUAACACAAAAAAAGAAAGCACACAUGACAAGAACAAUCAAAACUACCUUUCUCUGUCUUUCUCUCAACAUUUUGAGAUGCCUAGAUUAGUUGAAUUUGUGCUUAUAGUUAUUUACUUGUUGCUUGGAUCAUUGAAUGUGAAUUCUUUACCAUGCGAUGACAGAAGAUGCAAAACUGGGUCGUGCAACAGUAGCGGUGGUUGCAUUUGUAAUCUUCCAGAUCCAUCCACCAUCUUAGAGGGUGAUCGCUCAUUUCUCGGAGGAGAGUUUUGUGAUGAGGAGAUGACAAUGUGUGAUGGAACAAACUCGUUUUGGUGUGAACAUGGAGGAAGUUGUAAAGAGAUUGUCCAGGGUGAGAAAUAUGAGUGCAAGUGUGUUCCAGGGUAUACAGGAGAGCAUUGUGAGCAUCGCGGGGUGCCUUGUGGUCAAAUUUUCUGUUUUCAUCUAGCUGAGUGCUUGGUUGAAGGAGAAGCUUGCAAUUGUCCGCCUGAUUGGAAAGGAAGUGCCGACUGUUCUGUCCCAACAAAACCCCUAACAGAUUCAUCUAGGGAUUCAACCACAACCAAAUUUUCCCAAGUCGGAAGUAUUAACAAUACAAAUUGGACAAUGGUGGUGUUGGGCGUUUUAUUUUCAGUAGGAGCAGUUGCAGGGGGAACUUUUUAUGCGAAGAAAUUAUUGAAAAAGAAAGUGCGGAGUACUGCUCCAAAAUUCCAGCAGCUAUCACAAAUGCAGACUCCUCAUGACAUAUUGGAUGAUGACGAAGAGGAUGAUUCAAUGGUUCCUGAUGUUAUUCUCAGGGAUACUUCGCAUCUUUAAUUUAAUUAAUAUAAUCUUUGCCCGCACUUGAGAUGGGCAUCUUAUAUGGGAAAUGGUCACAGAUGUAGAGUAAUCUAAGGUUAUGUUCAUUUUUCCGGUAUCAUAUUGAAUUGGAUUUUGUUUUCAAAUAAAAUAUGUUUAUAAACUU
Pistacia vera is the source of this 1036-nucleotide messenger RNA. Its product is annotated as protein crumbs homolog 1-like. The transcript is spliced from 4 exons. The record is from RefSeq and is a predicted model, not a curated record. Bases 151 to 888 code for a protein of 245 amino acids. NCBI's taxonomy places the organism in Eukaryota, Viridiplantae, Streptophyta, Magnoliopsida, Sapindales, Anacardiaceae.